AUGCGUCGCAAAGAGACGCUCCUGGUGCAUAACAUCCCCAAAUUCCGCGAGCUUCAUCGUUUGUGCUCUGGCAAGCAUGUGCAUCUGGGAUGGGGCCGGGUCGGCCGUGCGUGGGCAACAAGCGCUGAGACGGCCUACCCCUGGGGCCUCUGCAAAUGCAUGGCGAGCUUGCUGAAAGAUCACUUUUUGGAACUUGGCUGUCGCCAAUCUCCCAAAGCUAUUGAUGAAGGCGCGCCCGCCAUCCAAGGCGCUCGUGCCUUCACUGGAGCCCAAACUCGCAAGCGCGUGCCUCCGCUGCUUAGCGAAUUCGCUUCGGUUCACACUGUCACUGUGCCUUCCAAUCUUGCCGCUUCUUUCUUGCGCCCUGGCCACAACCUUCCGUGGAAGCCCGGAGAUGCUGCUGCUUGUUCUCCGCCAAUCGAGUGCUUCCCGGCAGGUAGCCGUGUCCUUCGUGCCCAUGUGGUGCGCAAGGGGAUUGAGGCGUCUCUCGGACUGAAUCCUGACGAUACCGAGGUUCGAGAAGCCAUGAUGUCGGGCUCUGCUGAGCGGGUGGCUUCGCUUAUAAACAAGUUGCCUAAGGUACACCGCAAAGACUUGUCCCUGUUGCUUGACUUGCUUCCUUCAGAACCUCUUCGCUGGGAUGGCGAUGCUGGAGCGAAAUCGUUCCAAGGUGGCAGCUUUGUUCACGGCCCGAUGUGCGGGGUGCGAUCAACGACCAAACAGUUCCCGGAAACUGUGAAAGCAAUGUGCUCUUAUGUCAAGGGCCUUUUUCCAGGUUUGGAGUUCGGAACUGUUGGGAUGUUCAGGGAUGUGUCAGCUCAGCCACAUCGGGACUCGAAUAAUGAAGUCUCCACAGACAAUGCAAUUGCUGCGCUAUCAGAUUUUUCUGAUGGCUCCCUGUGGAUGGAAGAUCCUGCGGGUGACGUCGAGCUUGAAAUCAAAGGUCGCACAGUGAGAGGUGUUUGCAUCCCCGUCACUCAUGAAGGCUUCAGGUUCGAUGGCCGUCGCCUUCAUUGCACCAGGCCUUGGACAGGCCGGCGUGACGUUAUUGUUGCGUACAUGCCGAGGGGGCCUAAGAACCUUAAAGCUGAGCACGCCUCUUUCUUGACGAGCCUGGGAUUUGUGCUUGAUCGAGCGACCUCGGGGUCCCAAGUCUCGCCUGGGGACGUGACUAAGGCUGUCAUUGGUGUGUACCGCACACCAUCACAGUUUGUUGAACAGGCAAUCAAGGUUGGGCACCCCACGCAGCUCUCCGCCCUCAUGCCCUCCGAGAUCUCCUGUGCCGUCCGGAGAAUCCAUAAAGAAGGUGAGGCCAAUGUGGCCAAGGAGCGCACCGCAACACUUCGCCGGUGGGUUAGCAGAGCAGCCGAUUUAGAGCCAGCCGAGCGCGCGCUAAAGGCUGAUCUUCCUCAGUUUCGAAAGGAUGUUCUUAGUCCUAAACGCCUCGCUCUUUUCGAGGAGCUGUUGCUUGAAGUGGGACAUGAGGACGUUGACCUUGUCAAAGACAUUGCUCAUGGGUUUGACUUGACGGGCAAGCUGCCUAGAUCGAAUGUUUUCGCUAAGCGCUUUCGUCCUGCGGAGCAGAGUGAAUCUCAGCUUCGAUCCAGCGCUAAGAGACUGCGUGAUGGUCUCCUGGCCACGAUCAAAGCUUCGGAGGAUCCUGUGAUUGACCAAGGUGUUCUUAAAGCGACGAUGAAAGAACUUGAGCGCGGCUUCGUUGAUGGACCUUUGUCUCCAGACCAGAUCCCUGAAGAUGCGUCCUUGACGCAUCGCUUCGGAGUCAUUCAGGGGAGCAAUGAAGAAGGUCCAAAGGUGAGGCCCAUAGAUAAUUACCUGUCUUCUCAAGUAAAUGCUGCAGUCACGCAGGUUGAGCAAGUCAGCGUGCACACCAUUGACGUGGUGGCCGGGAUGCUGGCCUGGUGGUUGAAUGAGUGGUUCAUCAGCGGGCGCCCAGAGCACAGCACGCCAGUGUGCAAGGCGUGGGAUCUGCGUACCGCCUAUAAACAACUCCCCCUUUCGGAUUUGGCUUAUGCCUUAGAUAGUUUCUUUGUGCUCUUCAACAUUGAGCGUGGGGCGAGCGAAAUCUAUCGCCAGCGAGUGCUUCCCUUCGGCUCAACGGCCAGUGUGACCAGCUUCAUAAGAACGGCUUACGCCAUUUGGAAAUUAGGUGCCGUAGGGUUGACUCUUGUCUGGAGUGAAUAUUUUGACGACUACUUGAACCUUUGCGGCAAAGCCUUUGCUCGGCAUAACGACUUUGUAAUCUCCAUGUUCUUCCAACUGCUGGGGUGGGAGAUCUCGAAGGACAAGGAGCUCAACUACGAUGCACUUUGCGUCGUCCUAGGAGUGCAAGUGAACCUUCGUGAUGCCAAGCUCGGUUUGGCUUACUUGGAGAACACCGUGAAGAGGCGGACUGAGGCGUUGUGUGACAUUGAGCGGGCUUUGGCAACCGGGAAGCUUGAACCUAAAGAAAGUGAAAAGCUAAGGGGCCGGUUGCAGUUCGCCUGUUGCCAAAUUUUUGGUCGGCGACCAAAGGCGGCUCUGAAGUUGUUGUCGCAGCACUCCAGGCAACGCAGAUGGGACGUUAACCAACUCACGCGGCUCGCACUCACUCAGCUGAAAAGUUUCCUUGAAAGUUCCAAGCCACGUCCAGUCAGGGCGCGACGUGAAGACUUUGUCCAUGUGUAUGUGGAUGCUUCCUUCGAGCCAAACGGCCAUUGUGGUUUGGGGGGAGUAGUCUUCAACUCUUCUGGUGAGGCGUUGUGCUGGUUUGGUCAAGCUGUUGCGCCAGUACAUGUGCAGAAGCUUUUGAAAGCUGGUGACCGCGAAAGAGAGACAGUGAUUUUCGAGCUCGAGGCGCUUGUGCUCAGCAUCUGCCUCGAGGCCUUUCGCCCUUACGUCGAGAGGAAAGGUGUGGUCAUUUUCACUGACAAUGAGGGCGUGUUCGGAAGCUUCGUCAGAGGCCAUAGUGACAAUGCUUCUUGUGCUGCCUUGAUCGACUUCUUUGCUUGCUGCGAAGAGAGCCUUGAAACGAUCUGCUGGCUAGAUCGUGUGCCAUCCUCUUCUAAUCCUGCAGACGACCCCUCGCGUGGCGUCAGUAUCCGAGGUGCACCACGUGUCGAUCUUGAUGUGAAUCUCUUGAGUCGCGCUACUCUGGUGCGCCUCCUAGCCUCCGGAGCUGUGCUGGGCUUUUCAGCCGAUCCUCCCGCGGGAAGCUUCUCGACUGCUAACUCCAGAGCCUGGCGGACCGCCGCUGAGCCGUGCGGCCGCGCAGACCUUCCUGUGGAACAUAGGCUCCGCGCAAGCAGGGACAAUCUGCUUUGUGAGUUCUGUGUUCUUUUGGCUGACGUCGCCAUCGCGCGGGGACUUGAGUUCGUGAUCUCCAACCCUGUGAAAUCGUGGUUCUGGAAACAGCCCUGCUGGGCCAGCCUGGCGAGGCGGUAUGAGGACUUCUUCGCCGACGCAUGCCGCUUUGGAGCUCCCUGGCGAAAGUCUACAAGAUUCAGGUGCAGUGGUCAACUUGGAGGCCAGAGCAUUCGAUGCGCUUGUGCCCGACCUCACGUGCAACUUCGCGGUCGCUGCUCUGCUCGUGGUGUAUCCUGGACGGUGUUGGCCGAGCCUUUCCCUCGGAGGCUGGCCCGCCUCGUCGGUUCUGCGAUUGCUCAAGACGUGGGAUUCUUUGACCGACACAGGCGCCUGGACAUCUCCCGCUGCGCCAAGGCCGGAGCUGGGCGGAUUGGUGAGGCUUCUCAUCCGGGGCCGGCUCGCUCUCAGCCUCGGACCCCUGCCUGCCUGAGUGAAGUGGAGCUGGUCGAGCCACGCACUGCUGCGGUUCGCGACAAGCACUGGGCCGCCUUCAUUGCUUACCUUCAGUCCGAGCUGGGGCGAGACGGAGUCGCUUCGACCCUCGAAGUUCCUGGACUUUUGGUCAGCAUGUUGUGCAUCUACGCUCAGAUCCUUUACGACGCUGGCACCCCGCUGUGCUACUAUAGGCAGCUGCUGGCUCACGCCCAACUGGUCGUGCCUCAGGCCCGACCGAUCAUGCGACCGGCUUGGGACUAUGUCACACGGUGGGAGCGAUUGGAGCCCUUGCAGCAUCGCCCUCCGAUUCCGGAAGUGCUGACUCGAGCUCUCGCUUCUGUCAGCAUCUCCUGGGGCUGGUCCGAUUUGCAGACUUUGGAGGAGUCCCUUGCGCGCGUCUGGGUGAACCAGUCGGAAGGGCUUGAACAGGUGUGUGCCAAGAUGGCCAAGUUCAAACACACUUCUUGGGAGGUUAUGAUCAACGAGGAAAGAAAUCUUGCCGUGAAUAAGUGGCUCAGCCUGGUCAUGGUCGAGCCCUUGACCUUCGGUGUAGCUAGGAACUUCUACGCCGGCAAGGCGUCGGGGAUCUCUUCGGGAUCACUUGCUGACAGCAUUUCGGAUUGCCUUGCUGCCAAGGCCACUUCGACGAUCAAUGCCAGGGCUAAUUGCUUGUUGCGGUUUGUUUCUUGGGCAAAGGGGAACAUGCCGUUUGUUUUUCCCUUGACCGAGCACGCUGUAUAUGCAUACUUCGAGGAGAAGAAAUCGACAGCAGCCGCGACAUCGUUCAGGAGCCUUCUUUCUUCCGUUGCUUUUGCUCAGCAUGUGGUGGGCCUGGAAGGGUGUGACAAGGUUUACACUUCGGGUCGCGUCCGCGGCCUUGCGUCGAAGCUUUUCAUGCAGAAGAGGAAGCUCAAGCAGCGGAAUCCCCUCAGGGUCUCCGAUGUCAUUCUUUUUGAAAGGAUUUGCUGCAAGCUUGAGAACAGGUCUUUGCAGGACCGCAUCGCUGCAGGCUUCUUUCUUUUCUUGAUCUAUGCAAGAGCUAGAUACAGUGACGGGCAAAAUGUAGCAUCGCUGACUGACUCGCCGCUCUACUUGGAGUGCAGUGUGGGCAGGUCCAAGACGAGUUUCACUUUGGAACGCAAGACCAGGUACUUGCCGAUGGCUGCCAGGAAGGUGGGCGUCAGUUGUGCAUGGGCCGAUGCUUGGCUUGAGGCUAUGGCAGAAGCGGGUCUUACGAUCAAGAAGAACGACCCGCUGCUCCCCUGCCCUUCCUCGAAUGGUUCUUGGAAGAUGGUCCCGCUUCCGUGCGAUCAGGCGUGCUCGUGGCUCAGGAGCCUGCUGGGGAACGCUCAGAGCGAUCCCUACCUUGCGAAUGUGGGAACACAUAGCCUUAAGAGAACUUUGCUGAGUUGGGCAAGCAAGCGUGGUCUGCCCAGAGAACAGAGGGCCCUCUUGGGGUAUCAUACGUCCCGAGCCUCGGGUGCGGGAUCAGAGCUGAUCUAUGAGUCCGAUGCCCAGUCGGCUCCGCUCAGGGCUUUGUCAUCUAUGAUCGACGAGGUCUCGUCCGGGACUUUCAAGCCUGACAAACCAAGGGGGCAGCAACUUGCUUCCGAGCUGUCGGCAACUGCCGACCCCCCUGGCGAUGAGAUCGAGUCGUCAGACUCUGAGGGCUCCGAGGACGAGGAGGAGAUUGACCACUCGGGAGACGAGGCUUGUGCUGCUGAGGCUUUGGACUGGCAUGGGAAGGUCGAUCUCGACAAGAUUGAUCCCUCUUGUGUCUUCUUUCGGCAUCGCCAAUCCAGGGUAGUGCACAUCACUGCCGACGAAGCCGGUGCCAACCUGGGCUGCGGUAGGGCCAUUUCGGGUCAGUACAGGGAGCUGGAGGCGCGACCCGCAAUUUUGCAUCCAAGGUGCAAGCAGUGCUUCAGGAAGUACUUGAUUGUGCAGCAGGGCACAUGA
Messenger RNA from Symbiodinium sp. CCMP2592, 5757 nucleotides. Lineage: Eukaryota; Dinophyceae; Suessiales; Symbiodiniaceae. The record is from the annotation of a GenBank genome assembly.